AGUUGCAAUGGCGGAAAUGAUACGGAACAAAAUCGAUAGUUUGAAUAAAAAAAUGUCAAACAGUUGGGGUGUCUUCUGUCUUAAAUAAGGUUUAAACGAGAUAAAACGGAUAUUUACAUGUACAUAUAUAUGCAUCGAACGGGACUUAUUAGGUUAAUCGAAUGAUCAAGCGCAUUGUUCAAAGUGUAUGGAUAUUUACUUCCUUAUUGAACCGCCUAUGCACUAACCAAGAGUAUGGCAAUGUCACUUGGACAUAGUUGUAAAGAAAGUGGAAGUGACGAAGCUAGGGAUAAUGGAGAGGAUACUGAGGUCUGCUCAUAUUGUGCUACCGAUGGAAAGCUACAGCCAGCAUCAUACUUCUGUUAUAAUUGUGGCGUGUUUGGUAGAUACAUAUGUGGGAGAUGUUUAACGCAUCAUAACCGGACUGUGAAGAGUCAUAAGGUAGAAAUGAUGAGCAAUCAGCAUAUGUCACGAGGACAAACAUUGGAGAAAGAACUUGAAAAAGAGCAACAGAAAGUAGAAGAACUACGCCACAAACUUGAUGACAGUUUGAAACAAAUCCAAGAAACGGAGUUUAUAAAGAGAGAUUUAGAGAUUGAAUUAACACAUCUAGCGCAAAGUCUUCAGCAGGAAAAGAAGAUAAGAACAGCUGUUGAAAAUGAUUUAAAGUCUGCUGAGAACAUGGCUGUGAGGCUUCAGAAACAACUCUAUGACCAUUUUGAUGAGCGUGAGAAAGAUCAAAAAAGAAUAGCAGAACUAGAAGCUGCAUGUAAAAAUCUUGAAGCUGCAUGUAAAAAUAUUGAUAUACAGAAAAAUCAACAGGCAAAAAAGGAUAUGGAACACAUGCAAAAUAUUCUUAAAGAGGAGAAAAGUGACUCAGGUGACCAAUACAAAAAGCUCCUAGCAGUACGAGAUGAUUUACGAGACAGGUUUAGUAAGCUAACUGGUAAUAAAUCACAGGAGAAGAAUGCUGAUAUAGCAGAUCUCAGUGAUCUUAACAGAGCUAUGAAGCUGUCAGAAAAAUUUGGUCAGUUAUUCGAUGAUGAGUGGACUAAUGCCUUUGAAAAUUUGACGGAUAAGAAGCCAGCCUUACCUGUUAAAGAGGCCAUAAAUGUUCUACUACGCCUUCUUCAAGAAUGUUGGAAGUUUUGCUAUAACAUGAUGGCAACGCAAAUGGACAGUUUACAAAGUGUGUUUCUACACCCCGCUCAGAACCUGGCUAAUCUUGACCAAAAGAAAACUGGACUGACUGAGAGACCCAUAAUUACAUCAAAGGACCAGCUAUCACUUAAAGAUUUACGUAAUCGGGUUGGAGUAUCACCAUCUGUCAUAGAGGAAGUUAAACAGGCAUUGCUUGCAGACUCUAAGACAUGGGAUAAAAGGGACAAAAGGGAAUUUGAUAAGAAGCACGUAGAAGCGUGUACACCUUAUUUACAGAAAUGUGCUGAGAUUUGCUGGCUUAUGGCCCUGCAUGACCCUCCUUUGUUGAUGAAAAUGGAUGUCAAACAAGGCGAGAAGUUUGAUGCAAAUAUGUAUACAGUGUACAGUCAAUCUGGACAAACAAUAGAUUUUUUGGUAUGGCCUCCACUUUAUAAUAGUAGUGAUGGUGGACUUCUGUCUAAAGGUGUAGCUGAACCAUUAAGAGUUGUAGGCAAGAAGAAAUGAAAAGCUUGUGACUUGCUAGCUUAUGUAGUUUAUGUUGGUUCUGAAAGAUAAGCCUUUAGGGAUAAAAGUAUGUCUUAUGAUAUCUAAAUAUAUAUUUUUUCUUUGCAUUUUUGCAGAAUUACUUAAAUUUUGGUUUCAAUUUUGUUUAAAACCACGGCCAUAAUACAAGUAAAAAUCUAUAAUACCCCCACAUAUUUUGGAGGAGACUAUACUGGAAUCACUUUGCCAUGCAAGUUCGCCGGUCAGUCUGUGGUGCACGCUUGUGCCAGAAAUAAUGCAUGGACAACCACCUGUGGUCUUCUUCUACCAGUAAAGCUGAAUUGUUGCCUUAGAAGCUAUACAGUGUUGGUGAGACAGUAAACCUACGUGUGCCCCCCAAAGGAAAUGAAAUGAAAUAAGAAUGAAGAAAUAAAUACAUGACAUUAAUAAGUCAAUUCAUUUUGGAGAAGGAACACCAGGUAUAACAACACUGAGGUGAUUUUUCUCAGAUGUCCUUCGUGUUUUAUGAAAGAAAGGCACAGGCAGGCACCUUCGUACAACAACGUCCUUCUGUCUGAAGGAGUCCUUUCACUGAAAAAGCUGGAAAGCUAAUGAGCGACCCUUAAUGUUUCUUUGUACCUUAUAAUAAGAGAAUUCUCCACUUUUAAUGAAAUGACUGUCUUCUUAUGUUAAACAGAAUAUUAAUGAGAGAAUGAAGUCAAUAUUUUUUCAACUCGAACUGUGUUUGUGGUCAAUGAUGUCUUAAGUUUGUUUUGAAAACAAUAUUGUCCAUUUUUUUAGAUUGUAAGUGCUGUUUGCAAAGCAAAAUUACUUCCUUUGUACACUACGGUAUACGUUACAAUUAGAUACAUUUUCAUGCUUUGCAAACAGCACUUACAAUCCAUGUAAAUUACACAUUAAAAAUGUCAAAAUAUGCAAAAAUACUAACUGCAUUAGUCACGUGAUAAAUUAUGUAAAACGAGUAAUUUAUCACACUUGACUCUUAAAUUGUUUUUACUUUUUUAGUACAUUUUUUCUCAAGUUGUUUGAUCUUUUUUUAACUGUUUUUCUCGAUUAAUCAAGGCAUGCAGCUUUAAAGGAAAGAGCAAUUUAUUUGUUUGAUGCAUUCGGUUACAUUAAUUCUUGUUUGCCUCUCCUCACAACGAUUCAUGAAAUAAGCAUUCAUAAUUAUUCAUUAAGACACAUAAUUGGAGUUAAAAAAAUUGUUAUGGAUGGCAUGGUUUGGUUUAUAACAGCAGGGACAUGUACACGUAUGGUAAAAUAAACUUAAUAAAUUUAUUAUUGUUAGACAAUAAAUAAAAACAUCAUAUUUUAACAAAUACCUAUUUGUUUGUUUGAUGCACUGUAAAUGUCCAAAUGAUAAUGUGCUAAGAAAAUAAUGAUAUCCGAUUUACUUUCUGUUCUUUUCCCAGAUGGUUACUUUCAUAACUUUUUGUAAUCAAUGUUUUAAAAGUUUGAUUUUUUGUCUUCUUUUAUUUAUGUGUUCCAUCAUGGUAACACUUUAUAUACAUACAGUCUGUAAUAGUGAAUUGAAUGAUGUAGUCUCUAAUUAAAGAUACUUAUCUAUAAAAAAUGUUUAUUAUGAUAUUCGAUCAAUUAACCCUAGUAAGGAGAUAAAAUCGUUUUAACCUUGCAAGGUACUUCUGUUAUUGAAAUUUUGUUUUUGAUUAAAAACAUGUUAGUCUUUUAAGCUCACCUGUCACAAAGUGACAUGGUGAGCUUUUGUGAUCGCUUUUCGUCUGUCCGUCCGUAAACUUUUACUUUAAACGACGUCAUCCUAUAAACUGCUAAACCAAUUUCAUUCAAACUUCACAGGAAUGUUUUUUUUGGUAGUCAAAUUCAAAAAUGUUCAAAGAAUUUAAUUCCAAGCAGAACUCUGGUUGCCAUGGCAACCGAAAGAAAAAACGUAAUAUCUUCUUUUAGAAAACCAUAAGAGCUAGAGCUUAAAUAUUUGGCAUGAAACAUCAUCUAGUCAGUGUCUACCAAUAUUUAUCAAAUAAAUGCCAUUGGGUCAAAAUUGACCCCGCCCCGGGGGUCAUUGAUGUUCCUUAUUUGUACAUAGUAAAAACUUUAAAAAUCUUAUUUAAAAAAAACACAAAUACUAGUAACUAGGGCUUAGAUAUAAAGCAUGAAACAUCUUCUAGUGGGUGUAUACCAAGUUUGUUCAAAUAAAAGCCAUAGGGUAAAAAUUGGCCUCGCCGCAGGGGGUCUUUGUUUUUCCCUUUAUGUAUAUAGUAUAACUUAAACAAUCUUCUUUUAAAAACCCAAAAGUGAUAGAUCUAAAAUAUACAGCAUGAAACAUCUUCUAACAGGUGUCUUCCAAGCUUGUUCAUGUAAGGGCCCUUGGGUAAAAUUUGCCCCGUCCCAGGGGUCUUUGAUUUUCCUUAUAUGUGUAUAGUAAAAACUUAAAAAAUAUUCUUAUAAAAAAUCCAUAGUGCUAGAGUUUAGAUGCUAAGCAUGAAAUAUCUUCUAGUGUGUGCCUACCAAGUAUCUUUAAAUAAAAGCCCUGGGGUCAAAAUUGACCCCACCCAGGGGGGUAUUAUUUUUCCCUAUAUGUAUUUAGUAAAAAAUUAAAGAAACCUUCUCAUAAAAACCCCAAAGAGCUAGAGCUUAGAUAUAAAUCAUGAAACAUAGUUGUCAACCAAGUUUGUUCAAAUAAACCCCUGGUUUAAAAAUGGCCUUGGCCUAGGGGCCUAUAUACAGGUGAGCGAUUUCAGGGCCAUGAUGGCCCACUUGUUUCAUGUGUUUCUGUAGUACAUGUUUAUGUUCAUUAAAAGCGGUAUUGACCACAUUGUCAAAUUAUAUAUCUGUGCUUGAUAAAAAAGUUUCAUAUCUUGUUUCAACAUUGUUGAAAACACUAUGAAUAGAAAAUAAACACUUUCAAAGGGACAUUAUAUUGGAACACUUUUACUUUUAAAUAAGUUACUUUGUUUUUAUAAUUGAUGUGAGGAAUACACAUGGAAUACAAUGCUAUUUAAUAAUAUUUAUUAAAUAGAAAUUCUUUGUUUUUUCUUAAAUGUAGUGAUAACCUAUGUACAUUUGUAUCACAAAAUCGUCAAUGGUUACACAGAAUACAAUUUAUGUUUUCAUUUUGUAUAAUAAAUAUGCUGAAAUAA
Messenger RNA from Ruditapes philippinarum (Manila clam), 4781 nucleotides. RefSeq lists its product as uncharacterized. Bases 235 to 1665 code for a protein of 476 amino acids. NCBI's taxonomy places the organism in Eukaryota, Metazoa, Mollusca, Bivalvia, Venerida, Veneridae. The record is from RefSeq and is a predicted model, not a curated record. The transcript is spliced from 8 exons.